Molecule: messenger RNA, 1844 nt
Organism: Magallana angulata
Lineage: Eukaryota; Metazoa; Mollusca; Bivalvia; Ostreida; Ostreidae
Exons: 1
Source: RefSeq, a predicted model, not a curated record
AAUUGUUGUUUUUUUAAUAAAGGGCUGAAGUCAGUUACCCCAAAAAGCAAAAUUGCAUUGUUCUCUGAGAAGGGUUCAUCAAUUCACAUAUGUAGUACCUCAGAUGAAUGGAAGCAAUCAGGGGGAAAAAAUGAGGAUAAGUUUACUCAGACAGAUAUCCAAGCUCCAAGACUUAAUCCACAUUUAGAUGGAAGGAGACAAUCAUUGGUUACAUACAGGUCUCUUAACCUAAAAAAUUCUCUGUCACCGGUUUUAAGUAAACUGUGCAAUGGCAGUGUACAGUCAGCUGUUGAGUUAUUGUUGCAGGAUAAAACAAGUCACAUAAGGAACCAAGCACUGGCAGGUAUAACUAGAGUUGUACAUAGAGAAUGUUCAAAGUUAUGUAAAAAGUCAGAUUCUUUAUUGAAGACAAGACCUGCAGAUUUAUCCAGCUUUCAAUUUAACAAUCUUCAAGAUGAGUUUGAAAGAGAAAUACCAACAACAUGGAAUCUUCUUUGCUCAGUGGCAACAAACAAACAAAAAAAGUGUGAUAAAAUUAAAGCUACUGUUGCAUGUUGUACAUUAUUCCACAGUAGACAAAUUAGUCUGAAUGCAUUGCAGCAUUGUGUGUCUGUGUGUUUAUACAACAACCAGCUACAAAAGGAAGGAUUUAUGAUCUUGUCAAGACUUGGUGUCACAACAUCACAUGUUACCUUAAAUAAUUCUCUAAACAAAAUGAAAGGAGAUGUUGACAAAAAAAUGUUAGACUUGAGACUGGGUGUUGAAAAUGGAAGUAGAAAAAUCAAUUACAAUGAAAAUAUAACGGAUCACGAGUAUGCUAGGAGUUCUGGAUCCGCAAUUGAAAUGGACCAUGACUACAUGAAACAGAUCUCGCUCAGCAAUGAUUCUGAAAGACAUCAUGGAUACAGAUUUAAUAUUGACAAUUUAGACUUCCUACUGCAAGUCAGAAAUAUGACCCAGGAUCACCAAAACCAGUCAAAGCAUUAUGUACAGCUUAUGGCCAUCAAGGACCGUGUCUACUGUGAAGACCUGAUAGAUGACAGACCCAUGGGGAAUCUGCUAAAUGUGCCAAAUGCUGACUUUCUGCCAAACGGAGAGGACAUAUCAUCACUUAGAGAUGAUAUAAUUACUGUAGUUAGCCAUAUUUUGAUAGAGAAUAUUCCUGCAUUCUCCAUAUUCAAGGGUGUCAUUACACAUGGGUUUGAGCAUGAAUAUUCCGAAGAGAUGAAGGAAAAGUCUGUUGUGGUAGUAGUCAUAAUCAUAAUAGUGUUUUGCAUUGAUCAUGUUGAUUGCUUAUUUAAUUGUUAUUCAAUUGCAGCAGUUUAUAUACAUUUCUGUAACAAAAUUUAAUAAGAUUUAUUCAAUGAUACAACAUAUCUUAAAGUGUUCAACAUUUGGACAUGACAAAUGUUUUUAAGUAAUCAGAAAUGUUAUAAUUGGCUGCAUAUUUCCUUUUUUUAUAUUUUAGAGUUAGUUGAAGACUGGUUUAUAAUGAUUCAGUAGUAUUGCAAAUGCAAUUGGUAAUGAUAAAAAGCCAUUGUAAUUGCAAUUACUUCUGAAACAAAGCUUUCGUCAGAUCAUUGGAUACAAGGCAUGGUGUACUCAAGUUCUGAAAACAGUUCACAAAAAGCCAAAUAUACAUUGUGUGUUGGAAAUAGAUAAGUCACAUUCUCAUCUAUUUCAGUUCUGUGAGUAAUUGUUCAAUAUCAUUGUCUGUACUACUACUCAUGAUCAUUAUCAUUAUUAAGUGAUAUGGUUUUGCUGGGAAAAUAUUCAUCUAACGGUUUGGCAACUCUAUGUGACUGACUUGAAUGAUGUUAAUAUUGCACAUAUUUUGCAUGAAU